CUCGGGGGUGGCAGCCGUUGGGCAAGCGAGGCGAGGGGCGGGGCUCCCUGGCGCCCCGAGAGUCCGAAGUGUGGCUGUGCGGCGGUAGCCAAGCGGGUUUCUGGUCUGUCACGCUGAGGGGCGAUCCGGGCAGCAUGAAUGAAGCUGAAGGCCUGCGGCAGCGCCGCCCUGUCCGGCCGCAGGUGAUCACCGAGGACAACACGGCUCAGGAAACCAAGGAUGGCAGUACUUACAGCAACAAGGUAUUCCGUGUGACUUUCAUGACUUUGGCUGUAUCGCUCAUAAUUCUCUUAUUUGGAGCAAUAGUUCUUCUGGAAUGUCCGAUAGACCCUCAGCCUAUAAGUUUCAAAGAACCUCCUUUCCUCACUGGUGCCUUAGAGCAAAACUUUAAGCUCCGUCAAGCAGACAGGCUAUUUGAAAACCAACUUGUUGGACCAGAAUCCAUUGUAAAUAUUGGCGAUGUGCUGUUCACUGGUACAGCUGAUGGAAAAAUCCUGAAGAUUGAAAAUGGGGAAAUACGCACAAUUGCCCGACUUGGCUAUGGGUCCUGUGGAACCAGAGACGAUGAACCCACGUGUGGAAGACCUCUUGGAAUCCGUGUUGGACCAAAUAACACACUUUUUGUGGCCGAUGCCUACUAUGGACUCUUUGAAAUCAAUCCUGCCUCAGGUGAAGUGCAAAUGCUUGUGUCUUCCAAGAUUCCAAUUGAGGGGAAGAACUUGUCCUUUGUGAAUGAUCUUACAUUGACUCGGGAUGGACGGAAAAUCUACUUUACAGACUCUAGCAGUAAAUGGCACAGAAGAGACUAUUCUUUGUUAAUCAUGGAGGCUACAGAUGAUGGACGCUUACUUGAAUAUGACACUGUGACAAAGGAAGUGAAAGUCUUGAUGGAGGGCCUCCGAUUUGCAAAUGGAGUUCAGCUCUCACCGGCUGAAGACUUUGUGUUGGUGGCUGAAACUACUAUGGCAAGAAUACGAAGGUAUUAUGUGUCAGGCCUAAUGAAAGGUGGAGAAGACAUGUUUGUAGAAAAUAUGCCUGGAUUCCCAGAUAACAUACGUUUAAGCAGCUCUGGAGGUUAUUGGGUAGCUAUGUCAGCUAUCCGAGUCAGUCCUGGAUUUUCUAUGAUGGAUUUCUUAUCUGAAAAACCGUGGAUUAAAAGAAUUAUAUUUAAGCUGCUCAACCAAGAAACUGUGAUAAAAUUUGUGCCUAAGUACAGCCUUGUUGUAGAACUGAGUGACACUGGAUCUUACAGAAGAAGUUUCCAUGAUCCCAACGGAAUGGUGGCAACGUACAUAAGUGAAGUACAUGAACACAAUGGACUUCUCUACAUAGGCUCCUUCCGGUCUCCCUUUAUUUGCAGACUGAACCUUGAAGAUGUCUAAUUGCCUGAGCCAAAAGCAAUGCCACUGUUGUCUUGAACUGCUCUGGAAGUGCAAAAGGGGAUCAGUCACGACCUUUGGCCUAGGAAGAAGAAUGGCAGCACAGUUAGUUGUGAGCACUGUAGCACUAUGUAACUAGCAGGGUUCAGAGUCUGACCGCUUCCUGUUACUCAGCAUGUCAUUUUGAAAUGAGUGGGCACAAUCCAUCAUCAUAUUGCGCAACUCCCAUUUGUAUGGUGCGCCUUGUGUAGAAGUUGUUCCUGGUGGACUGUGCCCAAUCUGUGAAAUCUUUAUUUUCCUUAAGCAAAGUGAAUACAAAAUUACCUCAUGAAAAAAAACUUGGCACAUUCAUUUAUUAACCAUAUUGUUGAAAAGUCACUUCUACUAUUGAAAGAUUUUUCAUAGCCAUACCUGGUCAACUUCCAUAUUUCAAAAAUAUCGUAUUGAAAUUCAUCAUUGGAUUCAGAGUUGCUAGUCUUAGCUGAUGAUGUCUUGCAUGUGCUUAUUUCCAACUUGAGUCUCUCUCAAUAGGCAUGGUUUUGUAAGCAUGCAUGUUGUAAUACUUAAUUGCCAUGCCUUUAUAGAUGUAUUUAUCAACUGAAUUACAAUUCCAUUUCCUUUUAGGGCUGCUUUCUUUAUUGACAGUUUUAAAGACAAGAGUACUUUGUGACUCCUCAAGUCUGAAAAUGUCAUCUCAGAAUGAUAAAUGGCUGUAGCUAGCUUUGAGAAAAGCAGAGCUGGUUCCAGGGUCUUAUUUGAUCUUUGAGCAAGCUAUUUAAUCAUUGGCAUCUUUUCAGGCACAAGAAAUGCCCUCCUGUCUUUCAGCUGCAAUCUGGGAUCUACUCUUAAAUUCUCACGUUUAUAAGACUACAAAAUUGUAAUAAUCAGAACUAUCCAUGGAGGCCUUCGUUUCUCACUAGAAUUUGACCAAAAGCUGCACUCAAGGUUAACUCAAAUGUAUGCCGAUUGUUUGACUGAAAUGACUUCUCCAAGCACAUAAAGAGCUAUUGCUUAAAGUGCAUUUUAUUUUCUGGUUUUGACAUAAAAUUAAGUGCUUCUAUUGUAUGUGAACAGUUCAGGGUUUUUAAAGAUGUGAAGAUAUGGCUAAAUCCAUUUGAAAUGGAUGAGAUUUUUAAUAGUGAGUGAAGUAAACAAAGUCUUGACAGGCUUACUGAGUUCCAGCUGGGUGGUCUUUAAAGGGACAGAAACACAUGUUACAAAGCUUUGUUAUCAUUUGUAAGCCAAAACAAACUAUUAAAUGACUACAUCAUCCAA
Messenger RNA from Hemicordylus capensis (graceful crag lizard), 2654 nucleotides. RefSeq names its product adipocyte plasma membrane associated protein (gene APMAP). Gene Ontology annotation, molecular function: strictosidine synthase activity. Bases 135 to 1382 code for a protein of 415 amino acids. Gene Ontology annotation, biological process: biosynthetic process. NCBI's taxonomy places the organism in Eukaryota, Metazoa, Chordata, Lepidosauria, Squamata, Cordylidae. The transcript is spliced from 9 exons. The record is from RefSeq and is a predicted model, not a curated record.